GAAAGAACACACGCAAGAAGCUGUCAGUGCCUCAGGUGCAUUAAAUAAAUAUACUCAGCCCAGCAGCAACAUGUUUCUGGUUAAAAUGUGGAUCUGUGCUGGCCUCGUGCUGUCCCUCCCUCGCUCUACGGAUCAGUCGUGUACAGAGGGGACACCGAAACAAUGUGCAGAUGCAGAAUUUGCUCCAGGAGCCAAUUUGGCUGGGGAAGGCUUCGACAUCACCAAAAUGGAGCGUAAGGGGGCCUUUGUGCUCAACAUGAAUCUGUGGAAACGCAAAGAUAAAACAUGCAUUCUGUGCAGCAACCCCUUCAUGGAGAACAGAAAGCAAAAGCUGCCCAUGUCGGUGGUGGACUGGAGGGCAAAGCAGUCCUGCAGCGCGAGAGUUUCCACUAAACUUCACAAAUCCAGUGAUUCUCUUGUUGAUUCAAGUGUCUCCUCUGUGGAAAACAACUGGAAGAUGAAUCUAGAUCUUAAGGCGGGAAGUAAAGGUGCCUCACUGAUGCUGGCUGGCACCAAUUCAAAGCUGUCUAGUUACUCCAUGGAAAAAACAAAGAAUGAUAAAUUCAGCUUUGCAAGCCACAGCAUGUCCUGUGAGUAUUACAGCUACAGAGUGUCCAGGAAGCCAAAGUUACACAGAGAAUUUUACACAGCAGUGAAAAAACUUCCCAAAACCUACAGACCAGAAACCAAACAACAGUUUUACAAACUCAUUGAUGACUUCGGGACCCAUUACAUCACCAAGGUGAAACUGGGGGGAAGUAUUGAGUCUGUCACCAGCAUCAGACAGUGUGAGGCCAGCCUUCAAGGGCUCAGCGCUGAAGAGGUGCAGAUGUGCCUGGAAGUUGAGGCAUCUGCAAGUAUUAAAGCCACAAUAAGUACUCAAACAAAGCACUGCAAAAAGGACAUACAGCAGACAGACAGUAAGUCAGCCUUCUCCAGCCUCUUCAAUGACAGGUUCACUGAAAUAAGGGGUGGCCAUACCACGGAGCCAGAUCUUCUCUUCUCCGCUAACAAAAAUCCAGCAGCCUACAAGGAAUGGCUGGAUACACUUCCAAAUAAUCCAGACAUUGUGUCAUAUUCCCUGGAUUCCCUUCAUGAGUUACUACCUACCACAGCCAAAGUUCGAAAAAACCUGCGCUCUGCCAUUAGCCAUUACAUCCUGGAGAAAGGCCUGUGGAGAAACUGCAGCGAUCGCUGUAAGGCUGGCAUUGGGAGCGACUCGAGGGAUCCCUGUGUCUGCCAGUGCCACAAUGACCCUGCUGUGACCCAAGAUUGCUGCCCAACCCGUAAGGGCAUGGCACGAGUCAUCAUAACAGUACAGCGGGCCACUGGACUCUGGGGGGACCACACCACAGGUACAGAUGGCUAUGUGAAGGUGUUUUUUAACAAACUGCAAGUCCGGCGUUCUCCUGUCAUUUAUAACAACAACAACCCACACUGGGCCAUGGUCGUCGACCUGGGUCCACAGGAUGUGUCAUCGGGUAAACUGAGAUUUGAAGUUUGGGAUGAGGACAACAAGUGGGAUGACGACCUGUUGGGAGAAUGUGAGGCAGUUUUGACUGCUGGAGUUAAAGAGGAUCUCUGUAACCUGCAGCAUGGCUGGCUGUUCUACAAAUGGGAAGUGCAGUGUGCGCCGAGUUUGAGCGGAAAGUCGUGCAUGGACUAUAAACCUUCACCUAUGAAUCCAAGUCUGAAGAAGCUAUAUGUGUCCCGUCAUGCCCAUCCUAUUCCGAAGGCCAUCUUGUCAGAGAUGGGGGUGUUUGUGGACAAAUCAAGCUCAUGGAAAAACCAGAGUGUUACUGCCGGGAGUCACAAGUAUGAUGUAAUAUUGGUGUAAUGUGAUGGAAAAUUGGCUUCACUAAAGCUUAAAGGUAUCAGCAGAUUUUUUAUUAUAUUCUUGAUGUUAGUUUAAACCACAUGUGGCAGCCCCUAAAGGGAGCAGCCUAAAGAAGAAGUAGUUUAAACCACGUAUAAAAAUCAAGGCCCACGGACCAAACGGUGUGUAUGCAUUCUCCGCACGGGGUCUUGCCACCUCAUGGUCUUUAUGGCACAGUGUCCUCUUGGACAAACC
Messenger RNA from Archocentrus centrarchus (flier cichlid), 2071 nucleotides. RefSeq names its product perforin-1-like. NCBI's taxonomy places the organism in Eukaryota, Metazoa, Chordata, Actinopteri, Cichliformes, Cichlidae. Gene Ontology annotation, biological process: defense response to virus; T cell mediated cytotoxicity; immunological synapse formation. Gene Ontology annotation, molecular function: pore-forming activity; wide pore channel activity; calcium ion binding. The record is from RefSeq and is a predicted model, not a curated record. The transcript has 5 exons. Bases 71 to 1837 code for a protein of 588 amino acids. Gene Ontology annotation, cellular component: membrane.